This is a messenger RNA of Phymastichus coffea, 1319 nucleotides long. Its product is annotated as putative OPA3-like protein CG13603. The record is from RefSeq and is a predicted model, not a curated record. Bases 213 to 770 code for a protein of 185 amino acids. Gene Ontology annotation, cellular component: mitochondrion. Gene Ontology annotation, biological process: regulation of lipid metabolic process. Lineage: Eukaryota; Metazoa; Arthropoda; Insecta; Hymenoptera; Eulophidae. The transcript is spliced from 3 exons.
UUUGGAUUAUUGGAGUAUCAAGCAGGUGAGCGAUCGUGAGGCAAUGUUUUACUUGUUUCGCUAUGAAAAUUUGAACGGAAAGUUGAAAAUCUUUAACGUUUUAUAAAUUAUGAAUAAAGAUACUCUGUAUUGGCGUAUAGAUCAAUAUAUACAAGUAAGAAGUUAAGAUUGGUAACAAACUUUUUAUCGAAGUAGUCAUUUAAAGCAGCACAAUGGCUGUAGGAAUUUUUCCUGCUGCUAAAUUAGGAGUUCUUUUUAUCAAACAAAUUAGUAAACCUUUGUCCAAAAUGAUUGUUAACAAUGCAAAGAAUCAUGCUGUCUUCAGAACUUAUUUCAUUAUACCUCCAGCUCAAUUUUAUCACUGGGCAGAAGUCAAAGCCAAAAUGUAUUUAAUGAACUUGGGCAAACCUACUAAAGUAGCUAAGUUGAAUGAACAAAUGGCCAUUGAACUUGGUGCUAGUUUAAUGAGUGAAAUCAUCAUCUUCAGUGUAGCAGGUGGUUGCCUUUUGUUGGAAUACAAUCGUCAAGUAGCAAAGGAAGCUAAGAAAGAAGAACUCAGGCAGAUGCAAUUACAAAAAUUUACUGACGAUAUUCAAGCAUUGUAUGAAGCUACUCUUAAGCAAGAAGCUGAAUUGAAUUAUCUACUGCAAUCACUUGAAGAUCUAGCAAAGAAAACCAAAAAUAAGCUUCCUGAAAAGAAGCAUGAAUCCAUUAACAACAAAACUAGUGAAGAGAACAAUCAAAGUGUGAUCAAGCAAAAACCAAGUUAACUUAAUACAUUCAAAGGCAAGUGACUUUUAAGAAAUGGUAAUGGUAAUGUCGAAUUUCUUUCCUGGUAGUAACAAAUUAAGAGAGAUAAAUAAUCUUGGUUUUUUGUAUCAGUGAUUAAUGUAUUUUAUAGUUACUAUAUUUGGUUUUACUACAAAGUUCAUUUGUACAUAAAACUUGUUACAAUUUAAAUAUUAUAGGAAAUGAAAGCAAGAAAUGUACAUACAUAUAAUCAGUCAAAUUUAUGAACUAAUUUUCAUUUCUAAUGAACCUUUCUAAGAGUUUUGCAUAUUUUCAUUUUUGUUAGUUUAUUUAAAUCUAGUCAAUACACAUCAAUUUAUUACUAAAUAAUUUAAGGAUGAUUGAACAUUUGUAGUUCUUAGAUGCUAAACUGCUUGGUUUUUCAUGUUGUCACUUGUCUUUUUGAUGUAAAAAUAUUGACAAUAGUUUCUAAAGCUUUUAUUUUGUUAUGGCACAUUCUAUAAUAGUUUUACUUGCUGGCGAGUAAUUACACUUAUAAUUACAAUUUAAACAAUUUCCGUACAUCAAAC